Nicotiana tabacum (common tobacco) is the source of this 672-nucleotide messenger RNA. RefSeq names its product SKP1-like protein 1. The record is from RefSeq and is a predicted model, not a curated record. Gene Ontology annotation, biological process: ubiquitin-dependent protein catabolic process. NCBI's taxonomy places the organism in Eukaryota, Viridiplantae, Streptophyta, Magnoliopsida, Solanales, Solanaceae.
AUGGCAUCAUCAUCAUCGUCAACAACGGGAGAGAAGAAGAUGUUGACACUGAAGAGCGGCGAUAACGAAGCAUUUUACCUUGAGGAAUCUUUGGUCUUACAGUCUGACCUUAUCAAGACCAUUGUGAAAGAGGAAUGCAUUUCCAGCAUCCCAUUGCCUAGUAUCAAAAGCAAGACACUGGUAAAAAUUAUUGAAUACCUCAAGAAGCACGCGGAGCUCACUGCCUCGAACAAAGAAGACUUCAAGAAUUUCGAGAAAGAGUUUGUGAAUGUUGCGUUGGAAGAGCUGCUUGACAUAACUGUGGCAGUAAGUUAUCUGAAAAUUAAUGGUUUGUUGGAAUUCUGUUGCCAGGCUGUGGCUGACAGAAUAAAGGACAAGAGCGUUGAAGCCGUUCAGAAGAUUUUUAAAAUUGAAAGUGAUUUUACCCCAGAAGAAGUGACAGAGUUUAAAAGGGAAACUUCUUGGGCCUUUGAAGAUUGGGGACCGCAGGUGCAAGCUGUAGAAGCAGCAUUUAGAUCGCAGGAGAGGAGGUUGGUUGGCUGGGGAUGCAUCGUAGAUGCGGAAGGUGCUGGGACCGCAGAUGCAAUCCAGGAGUUGCGGGUCUUGAUAGCGAGCACUGAUCAUUCAUUCAGCAAGUCUGGAGUCGACAAGGUAGCUGCAUGGCAUUUGUAG